GCACAGGUUCCUUAUCAGCUUGCACACUGCAGGGCUGCAGCCCUUGGGGACAAGCGAGGGCUCUCACAGGGGAAAAAAGAGAGAGGACUGAGACACUGCUAGCCGUCAUGACGGACAGAAGCCCCUUCGAGACGGACAUGCUCACCCUGACCCGUUAUGUGAUGGAGAAGGGGCGCCAGGCCAAAGGCACCGGGGAGCUCACCCAGCUGCUCAACUCCAUGCUGACUGCCAUCAAAGCCAUCUCCUCAGCGGUGCGCAAGGCCGGCCUGGCCAACCUGUACGGCAUUGCAGGCAGCGUGAAUGUGACAGGAGAUGAGGUGAAGAAACUGGAUGUGUUAUCCAAUUCCCUGGUGAUCAACAUGCUCCAGUCGUCCUACAGCACCUGCGUCCUGGUCUCGGAAGAGAAUAAAGAAGCCAUUAUCACCGCCAAGGAGAGGAGGGGGAAGUACGUGGUGUGCUUCGAUCCCCUGGAUGGAUCUUCCAACAUUGACUGUCUGGCUUCCAUUGGGACCAUAUUCGCCAUCUACAGAAAGACCACAGAAGACGAGCCUUCGGAAAAGGAUGCACUGCAGCCCGGCCGCAAUAUUGUGGCCGCUGGCUAUGCACUCUAUGGCAGUGCCACGCUGGUGGCCCUCUCCACGGGACAAGGUGUGGACCUCUUCAUGCUGGACCCAGCAUUGGGUGAGUUCGUGCUGGUGGAUAAAGAUGUCAAGAUUAAGAAGAAAGGAAAGAUUUACAGCCUCAAUGAGGGCUACGCCAAGUAUUUUGAUGCAGCCACCACGGAGUAUGUGCAGAAGAAGAAAUUCCCUGAGGAUGGCAGUGCUCCCUAUGGGGCCAGGUAUGUGGGUUCUAUGGUGGCCGAUGUGCACCGCACCCUGGUUUAUGGAGGGAUCUUCAUGUACCCAGCCAACCAGAAGAGUCCUAAAGGCAAGCUCCGGCUCCUGUACGAGUGUAAUCCUGUGGCCUAUAUCAUCGAGCAGGCGGGAGGUUUGGCAACCACAGGCACCGAGCCCGUACUGGAUGUGAAACCUGAGGGCAUUCACCAACGAGUGCCCCUCAUUCUGGGGUCCCCGGAUGACGUGCAGGAAUAUCUCACCUGUGUCCAGAAAACCCAGGCAGGCAGGUAGUCAGCUUGACUCUACCAGCCUUCUUCUCUUGGUCUUAAGUGAAUGAUCAAUGGUGAUGGUGGGGAGGAGGAAACCAUGCUCAGAAGAGCAGCAGCUGGUACAGAAAAGUUCAGAGGCCAUUGCUGUAGGUAAUGCAUGGGUCUAAAAUAAAAACGCACUGUGAAAAGAG
Molecule: messenger RNA, 1296 nt
Organism: Castor canadensis (American beaver)
Lineage: Eukaryota; Metazoa; Chordata; Mammalia; Rodentia; Castoridae
Product: fructose-1,6-bisphosphatase isozyme 2
Biological process (GO): sucrose biosynthetic process; fructose metabolic process; fructose 1,6-bisphosphate metabolic process
Cellular component (GO): cytoplasm; cytosol
Molecular function (GO): fructose 1,6-bisphosphate 1-phosphatase activity
Source: RefSeq, a predicted model, not a curated record